AUGGCUAAUGAUUUAGAAACAGGGGACGAACCUCUCCUAGGAGGGCAUCAAAUUAUGCCACCACAGCCCAAUAAUAAUAAUAAAACACAUCAACCUCAUGGACAAAGCAAGGUCUUGGUUACAAUCUGCCCUACUGGAAGUUUUACUACAUGGGAGGAACUAGCUCAGAGAUUUUUGGCGAAAUUCUUUCUAUCGUCAAAAACCAAAAAGCUUCGAAAUGAGAUAAUAACUUUUGCCCACCAGGAUCAAGAGAGUUUGUAUGAAGCUUGGGAGAGAUUUAAGCACCUAUUGAGGAAGUGCUCACGUCAUAGCCUACCCAAGUGGUUAAAGUUGCUGGUGGAUCUUUUGAAAGAAAGGAAAUUGAUGAGGCAUAUGAAGAUGGCAAGCAAUAGCCAUUAUCAAAAUAACUCUGAAAGGAAGAAGCCUGCAGGAGUUUAUGAGAUUGGCAAUAGCCAUUAUCAAAAUAACUCUGAAAGGAAGAAGCCUGCAGGAGGUUAUGAGAUUGAUGCCAUUACCGCACUCAAUGCCAAAGUGGACAAUAUGGUGAGGAAGUUGAAUUUAUUGAUUACUAACUCCAUUAAUUCUAUUAUGCAAGCAUGUGACAGAUGUAAUGGACAACAUGGAAUUGGAGAGUUAAGGAAUCAUCCUAAUCUUUCUUAUGAGCAUCCAAACAAUGCCUUGAAAGCACCACUAGGUUUUCCCUCUCAAGAGAAGAAGACUCAUGAUGAUCUUCUUACUACUCUCUCUAAAUCUCAUAUGGAUUUCAUGAAUGAAACUCGAGAAAAUCAUAAAAUCCAACAAGCUGUGAUAAGGAACUUGGAUAUUCAAUUAGGGCAGUUUGCUAACAUGAUGGCUUCUAGACCUCAAGGUACGUUACCUAAUAACACUAAGAAAAAUCCCAAAGAACAAGUACAAGCUAUCACUUUGAGAAAUGGCAAACAAUUGGAGGAUCCACCCAGGAAAGAGGACAAAAAGAAAGAGUAG
Messenger RNA from Jatropha curcas, 984 nucleotides. The record is from RefSeq and is a predicted model, not a curated record. NCBI's taxonomy places the organism in Eukaryota, Viridiplantae, Streptophyta, Magnoliopsida, Malpighiales, Euphorbiaceae.